Molecule: messenger RNA, 2067 nt
Organism: Carlito syrichta (Philippine tarsier)
Lineage: Eukaryota; Metazoa; Chordata; Mammalia; Primates; Tarsiidae
Product: ribose-5-phosphate isomerase
Exons: 11
Coding region: 1-1257 (418 amino acids)
Biological process (GO): D-ribose metabolic process; pentose-phosphate shunt, non-oxidative branch
Cellular component (GO): intracellular membrane-bounded organelle
Molecular function (GO): ribose-5-phosphate isomerase activity
Source: RefSeq, a predicted model, not a curated record
AUGUGGGCGGAAAUCAAUGGGUCUCUGUCACAGGAUCUCCAAAAUAUCCACAGGUGGUCGACAAGGAAGUCACGGCAGUCACGUCUACCUGACUGCAACAUCUCCAGGGGAAAGGAUUUAAGCCAGGACUCGGGGGGCUACGGUGCCACACUCACCCAGAGUGCACAUUGGACAGACUUCCGCGGGCGCCGUGUCCCAAGUGCGUCCCUUCCGUCACCCCGGGAAGGGUCGCCACAGCCACAAAGCAGCCACCCCACGCUCACGUUCUCAUGUCGGGAAAAACAAAGGCGUCCAGUCAGACAGCUCUUCUCUGGACGACCCCGGGACUCGCCCAACGCAGCCCCGGAACCCCGCGGAAGGCGCCAACGCGCCGAGGCUCCCGCCGACAGCCGCACGUACGACGCGACGCACCGGCCCGCGCCCGGCGUUUGCGCCCCGGCCGCGGAGCAUUAUGGGGGUGGGGCCCACUUCUCUCUGCAGGUGGGUGGAGAGCCUGGAGAGUUUUCAGCUGAAUCCUUUGCACAACCACCCUCGGCCCAGCCCUGCCUGCUUCGGGGGUGUCACCACCCAGGAUGGGCCACCAUGCAGGACUGUGCUCACCCGAAGAACAACCAAGUGCUGGGGAUUGGAAGUGGUUCGACGAUUGUCCAUGCUGUGCAGCGAAUAGCUGAAAGAGUGAAGCAGGAGAAUCUGAACCUCGUCUGCAUUCCUACUUCUUUCCAGGCCCGCCAGCUCAUCCUGCAGCAUGGCUUAACCCUCAGUGACCUGGAUCGACACCCAGAGAUUGACCUCGCCAUUGACGGUGCUGAUGAAGUAGAUGCCGACCUCAAUCUCAUCAAGGGCGGAGGAGGCUGCCUGACCCAGGAGAAGAUCGUGGCUGGCUUUGCCAGACGCUUCAUUGUGAUUGCUGAUUUCAGGAAAGACUCAAAGAACCUCGGGGAUCAGUGGCACAAGGGAAUCCCCAUCGAGGUCAUCCCGAUGGGCUAUGUCCCAGUGAGCCGAGCUGUGAGCCGGAAGUUUGGGGGUGUGGUGGAACUCCGAAUGGCCGUCAGCAAGGCGGGUCCCGUGGUGACAGAUAAUGGGAAUUUUAUCUUGGACUGGAAGUUUGACCGGGUACACAAAUGGAGUGAAGUGAACACAGCUAUCAAAAUGAUCCCAGGUGUGGUGGACACAGGCCUGUUCAUCAACAUGGCCGAGAGAGUCUACUUUGGGAUGCAGGAUGGCUCGGUGAACAUGAGAGAAAAGCCUUUCUGUUGACCUGCAAGGAGCGGCGUGUGUUCGGCUUGAUCUCCAGCCCAGGGCCGAGGUGGACAUGCCUCUUUGGGAUCCUUUGCCUUAAUGUAUCUGUGCCAGGUGGACAACUGGCAGGCGGUGGGGACGGGGUUAAGUUAAGUCUUCUGAAGCAUUGUUGUUAAAUAUCUUUUUAAAAAGAAAUACAAACAUAUAUUUUUACUAUUAAGAUAUUCAGUUUUUUUUAUAAAGUAGAACUUUAUUUCAUGUUUUAUAUGAAACAUUUACCAAAAAAAAAAAAAAAAAGAGGUGGGACUGUCUUCCAAUCCUUUGACUUGAGCCUGCUGGUUAAGCUUCUGAAUUAUUGGGCUUGCUGGAAAAUGAAAAUCAAAACUUUUCUUGGAGCUGGUGAAAUGAAAGGCCCAGCCAGCAACGUCUCCUGAUGCCUUACUGGAAACUUUGUUUACUUGUCUGCACUGUCCCUCUUGUUAUUGGUGUUUAAGGGUCUCCCACGGGAUCAGGCUUACAGAAGCCUGCUGCGUGGAGCAGUAUGGUGUGGAGUGACUUGAAAUGUCAGCUACCAGGGAGAAAUGUGGUUGUCCUUUUGCUAAAACCAGGGGCUUUCUUCACAUCCCUGCUGUUGGAAGCAGAAACACCUACCAGUACUGCCAAAGGACUGCUGUGAAAUGUGAAACACUUUUUUCUGUUUUUUUUUUUGUUAACUGGUUUUCUUUUUGCUGUUAAUACCUUUUGGUGUCCCUUUAUUAUUACCUGCAUGGUUCGGCUUCAGAAGUCCUCACCUGUUCAUUUUGUUUGCAGGCUAAAUAAAACAUUGUG